CAAGGUUCCCACAGACCUGCAUCCAACUUCAGUGUCGGGCGAGUGCGUCGAGGUUACGCUGACGCGGAACGGUAUUUUGGAGGCACUACCGAAGUGUUGCCAGGCUUGCCACAAAAUGGCCUUCAAUGAACUGACAUCUAGAGCUGUUCUGUUCUAUGAUGAAUGGAUCAAAGAUGCUGACCCAAGGACAAGAGGCUGGCUCUUAAUGUCAAACCCACUACCCCAGACCAUCAUCAUCGCUUCAUACAUAUACUUUGUGUGGUCCCUUGGGCCACGACUAAUGGAGAAUCGCAAACCCUUUGACCUCAAACAAGUUCUGAUUAUCUACAACUUUGGCUUGGUUGCCCUGUCACUCUACAUGUCUUAUGAGUUCCUCAUGUCUGGCUGGGCAACAGGAUACUCAUUCCGCUGUGACGUAGUAGAUUACUCCAACUCUCCUCAGGCAUUGAGGAUGGUGAGGGUAUGCUGGCUCUACUAUUUCUCCAAAUUCAUUGAAAUGCUAGACACAGUGUUCUUUGUUCUGCGGAAAAAGAACAGCCAGGUGACCUUCCUCCAUGUCUACCAUCAUUCAAUUAUGCCUUUUACAUGGUGGUUUGGAGUGAAGUUUGCUCCAGGUGGUCUGGGCACAUUCCAUGCCCUGCUUAACUGCAUUGUCCAUGUGAUCAUGUACACUUACUAUGGUCUGUCUGCUAUGGGUCCUGCCUACCACAAGUAUCUCUGGUGGAAGAAACACCUCACUACCAUCCAGCUGGUUCAGUUUGUGAUUGUGACCAGCCACAUCAGCCAGUACUUCUUCAUGAAGGACUGUCCCUACCAGUACCCAGUCUUUAUCUAUAUCAUUGCACUGUAUGGCUUGGUGUUCCUGGUGUUAUUCCUCCACUUCUGGUAUCAUGCCUACACCAAAGGCAAGCGGCUCCCCAAGCUUCUCCAGAAUGGGAAUGGAGUUUACCGGGAAAAGGUGGAAUGAGCAGCUUCUAAUGAACAGACUUUGUUAGAUCUGCCUUGACAAUCUUGGAAAGUGAUAUAAAGCAUGUACUGUACACUUUUGUAUUCUAAGUAUUAGAACGGUUAAUCUUUGAGGCAUUAUUCCUCUCACCAAAGCUGAGUUAAGUCUGUUUCACUCUUCUGAUGUUGAAUGUCUGGUAAUAUGUCUGGGAUACAGCACAUGGGUUCUGCAUUUCCCUACAACAAUCUUCAAGCUGAGUUUUGGAGGAUGUUAAUGUUUGGUGGCAGCAGCUGUACCUCUUCUGUUUGCAUAUGAAUAUAGCUGCUCUUGCCCAGUUCAGUUACUUUUUACACUAAUUUUUUACACAUCUGUAAAUUUUGUAAACUUUUGUAUAACAAUUUUUUGAAGACAUUUAAAGCAUGGUCUAGAGGGCAUGUGAAUGGCCACUGAGCAGUGCUCUGGAGGCCAAGAGCCUAACAAGCAAAUGGCAUGGGUUUGAAUUCUGAGUCUUGACUAGUUCUGCUUGCAAUACCUUUUAGGUUGCACCAUCAGAAAUGCAGUGUCAUCAUUAAUGAAGAAAAUGUACCAGAUGCUUUGGUUUCCUAAUUUAUUUAGCUUUUAAACUUGAAGUCCUGUUAAUAUUGAGCUGUGAUAUUGACUUUUACCUAGAACCUUAAGAUAGAGAGGAGUGUUCUCAAAGGAACUGUGGUGCAAGAUGUAUUUGAAUACUGCAGUGAUGAACAACUCCCCUCUGUUCAGGAGUUUCACCUAUCACCCUCCAACUAGUUUGUGGGACCUAGACGGAUGUAGAAAGCGGUUUUUAAUCUUACAACAAUGGGGGUUAUUUCAAUAUCAUGGCUCUGUAGUAAUGAAUGUCAGUGGUGUUUUAAUAAGUCACCUAGGCAUGAUGCCACAAUUGCCUUAUAAACUGAAUAUUUGUAAUAAAAUCAUGCAAA
Messenger RNA from Scleropages formosus (Asian bonytongue), 1902 nucleotides. It is a transcript of the gene elovl7a, whose product is annotated as ELOVL fatty acid elongase 7a. The transcript is spliced from 8 exons. NCBI's taxonomy places the organism in Eukaryota, Metazoa, Chordata, Actinopteri, Osteoglossiformes, Osteoglossidae. Gene Ontology annotation, molecular function: fatty acid elongase activity. The coding region runs from base 116 to 967 and encodes 283 amino acids. Gene Ontology annotation, cellular component: endoplasmic reticulum membrane; endoplasmic reticulum. The record is from RefSeq and is a predicted model, not a curated record. Gene Ontology annotation, biological process: fatty acid elongation, saturated fatty acid; fatty acid elongation, monounsaturated fatty acid; fatty acid elongation, polyunsaturated fatty acid.